UUAAUGUGUUAUAGAACGUGAACGGUCGCUAUACUUGAUCAUUUCGAUUUAAUUUUUGUUCAGUUUAAAAUAAUCAAAAAAAUCUUAAAAUGCCUCGUUUAAGUUUGGACACAAACUUACCCUCAUCAAAAAUACCUGAUGAUUUCUUAAGCGGAGCUUUGAAAGUGCUGUCUAAUACACUUGGCAAAGGACCCAAAUUUUGUAUAACGCUUGUGAAUAGUGGUUUGAAAAUGACUUUUGGUGCAUCCAGCGAGCCAUGUGGAAUUGUUCAAGUCACAAGUAUUGGUAGCUUAGGGCCAGAAGAAAAUAAAAAACAUAUUGCCGCCAUCACAGAUUACGUUCACGAAACUGUUGGAAUACCAAAAAAUAGACUAUACGUUUUCUUCCAAUCGAACACACCUGAAAGUACAGGCUACCUUGGAUCGACGUUCCAUCAACUUGCAAUUGUCGAAAAGGGAGCUAGAUUGGCCUAAUAUUUUCAAUUUGUUAAUAUUAUAUUGUUCUUAGUCGGUACACACUUGAUUAUUACAUACUAAGUACCUACUGAAAAUUGCAAAAGCUAUUUCCGUUUAUUAUUGUAUAAAAUAUGUAUUUGGUUCAUUUGACAAUAAGCCGAAGUCAUGAAAUAAAAAAUAUAAUACAUACAUUUCAUACGGUAUUAGAUGGAAUAAAUAAUAAUAAUAUAAAAUAGUAUGCUGCAUUAUUAAUAUUUAUAGUGUUAUCUAAAUAAAACAAAUUACAACAAUA
Messenger RNA from Adelges cooleyi (spruce gall adelgid), 747 nucleotides. RefSeq names its product macrophage migration inhibitory factor homolog. The coding region runs from base 90 to 473 and encodes 127 amino acids. Gene Ontology annotation, molecular function: phenylpyruvate tautomerase activity. Lineage: Eukaryota; Metazoa; Arthropoda; Insecta; Hemiptera; Adelgidae. The transcript is spliced from 3 exons. The record is from RefSeq and is a predicted model, not a curated record.